AUGUCUUUUCCCAUUGCACCCCGCCCAAGUCUAAGUGGCGGCGACCAAGGACCGCCUUCACCAGCACUCGCAAAGUCUCGCAAGAUUUCCACAGCCUGUGGCGCGUGCAAACAGCGAAAAACUAGGUGUACUGGAGGCGAACCCUGUGAUGCUUGCGCCACCCGUAACAGCGAAUGCAUCUACGACGCCGCAGCCGAUCAAAGGAGGAAGAUCGCCAACCAGCGCAAUGUCCAGGAGCUGGCUCUGGCUGAAAUGGACUUGUCUCGCAAACAAGCACUGCUCGGAGGCAUCAUCUCAAUAAUACGCGCCGGCGGUUCAAGGUCAACCAACGACCUUGUCGACUUCAUCCGUAGUGGCAUCGACCUAUCUUCCCUGGCUGCAUAUGUCCGGAAUGAAGUCUACACCAAUAUGGCAGUGGAGCAGGCGUAUCGCGACAUUGACUUCACGAUAACCAUCGAGGGAGGCUCCGAUCUACCGUCCCCCUCGCAACUUCUCAGCCGUUUGGACUCUGCUCAAUCAACGCAGUCACAAAACCAAUCGCAUUCACUCCCGGGGUCCGAGAGCACAUCUGGCUCAACUAGUGUUCAUGCUCCAGACCCGUCCAUAAGCAGGUAG
This is a messenger RNA of Cyphellophora europaea CBS 101466, 615 nucleotides long. RefSeq lists its product as uncharacterized. The coding region runs from base 1 to 615 and encodes 204 amino acids. The transcript is spliced from 2 exons. The record is from RefSeq and is a predicted model, not a curated record. Lineage: Eukaryota; Fungi; Ascomycota; Eurotiomycetes; Chaetothyriales; Cyphellophoraceae. Gene Ontology annotation, biological process: regulation of DNA-templated transcription. Gene Ontology annotation, molecular function: zinc ion binding; DNA-binding transcription factor activity, RNA polymerase II-specific.